UCAAACAUCCCCAACGCUGGGGCGACACUCCUCCUAUUCCCGCGUCCAAUUAGUUAUUUUGGUCUGGCCCUUUAAGACGCAGCAGCGGGUCAGCAAGUAGUGUAGUGUUUCUCUAAUUGAACUUCGCCCAAUCAACAAUAACUAGUUAGCAGUUGCUUGCUUUUUCUUGUUCCUUGAGACAGCUUAUUCCUCGCAGGAAUCGCCCCCAGCCACUACCCGUUAUACUUUCUAAAGAUCUUCAUGGAACUUCGCAGAGGAACUGUCUCUCUCUGGAAGGGAAUACAAUUCGGUUGCCUGUGAAACUGCAGCCUACGCCCGAAGCAUGGUUAUUUUGGAGAAAACAUUUCAGACAAGUGAAGUUGCAAGAUUCGACUGAAAGUGAUUUUUAAAAAAGUGGGUUGUGAAGAAGACGCGAAUCGAAGGAAACACUCGUGGACGUUUAAACUAGCAUUUGAAUGAAAUAACCAGCCUUUGUCAGCAGUAAUUCCAUUGGACUGCCGAUGACCUCCAGUAAAGACAUGAAGGCAGGCUCCGUGUUGCAGUCCAGCGGCGAGGAGAGGAGACGGGGUCCUUUGGACCAGCUUCCACCCCCCGCCAACUCCAACAAGCCACUGACGCCGUUCAGUAUCGAGGAUAUUCUAAACAAACCCUCCGUGAAGAAAUCAGUUGCUAAUCUCUGUCCACCGAGAGUUAUUGAAAAAGUGUCCGGCUCAAACGCAGCAAGGAACGGUAUUACCACUCCUUCUUCGCCGUUAUGCGCUCUGGAGGAACUAGCCAGCAAAACAUUUAAAGGUCUGGAAGUCAGCGUUAUACAAGCAGCUGAAGGUCGUGAGCAUGUGAACGCCUUUGGACAGAGGCAGACCUCAAAAAAGAGGAGAAAGUCCCGGACAGCUUUCACCAACCAUCAGAUAUAUGAACUCGAGAAGCGCUUUUUGUACCAGAAAUACCUGUCCCCGGCCGACCGAGACCAGAUAGCUCAGCAACUGGGGCUAACCAACGCUCAGGUCAUCACCUGGUUUCAGAACAGACGGGCCAAGCUCAAGAGAGACUUGGAAGAGAUGAAAGCGGACGUGGAGUCGCUCAAGAAAAUACCACCACAAACCCUGCAAAAGCUAGUCACCAUGGAAGAAGACAUUGACGACCAGCAAGGAAGCAUCUCCCCGUCGUCACAAGGACACCGAGCAUUUCCACAGUCCCCCUCUUCAUCCAGAGAUCAAACCACGGACGAAUUCUCAGAGGAGGACGAAGAGAUUGAGGUGGACGAUUGACAGUAGGCCCAUGUUUUAAGAAAGGGCAUUUUUAACUUUUGCACGGAUAUUGACGGCGGGAGAAGUGAAACAAAAAAAAAGGAAAGUUUACUUUCUCCUCUUCUCCAUUUUAAUUUAUUAAUAGGACUGUAAAGUCUUCUGUUUCAAUUUCACCAAAUUAUUUGAGGAAUAGCCUACAUCUUUAUUUUAAUUGGAUAUGAAAAAUACUUAGUGUUUUGGUACAGGAUCAUGACUGCAAAAUGUGUAUGUACAUUUAACGCAGGGGGUGGGGGGGCAAUUAUUUAACUUUUCAUCCACAUUCAGCUGCUAAAGGACAUAUCAACCAAAAACUCGAAUGUGCCCAAGGUUAGGCCCACGUCUUCUACAAAAUGCCCAGAACUGGAAAAAAAAACUAAAUGGGCUAGAUUAAAAUUGGUGUCUAGGAUAUGUAUCGAUCUUGAUGUAGGCUAUAUUUCAUUUAAAAAAUAAAUGCCAAUAGCAGUCAUGUAAAAAUCCAUUAUCAUUAUCCAGUUGCAGACAUAUCGCCAAAUUUUUUACAUGCAUAAAUUAGGCUGUAUAUAAAUUCAAUAACUAAACAUCAUAUGCCUAAUUUUAUUGUACCAUUCUAUUUAACCAGCAUUAUGUAAAUAAAGGGUAUGGUAUUUCAUGUUA
Molecule: messenger RNA, 1919 nt
Organism: Oncorhynchus kisutch (coho salmon)
Lineage: Eukaryota; Metazoa; Chordata; Actinopteri; Salmoniformes; Salmonidae
Product: transcription factor LBX1-like
Exons: 2
Coding region: 501-1268 (255 amino acids)
Biological process (GO): regulation of transcription by RNA polymerase II
Cellular component (GO): nucleus
Molecular function (GO): sequence-specific double-stranded DNA binding; DNA-binding transcription factor activity, RNA polymerase II-specific
Source: RefSeq, a predicted model, not a curated record